CAACACAAAUUAGGUUUGGAGUGCUCAUGUAAUGAUAGAGGAGACAGGGGAUCGAUUCCGGAAGAGAGGAGAGAGAGAUGAGAGAAAUUUCUACUCUGCGCUGCAGAUUUUUGAUUAUUUUAUAGAGAUUGCGAGCGGAUUUCUGUGAAUUUAGUGAGGGAGAAUCAAUGGAAUGGAAUGGAAUGGAAUAGUAUGUCGCGGGUGCUGCCUUUGACCAGGUGAUUUACACUUGUACGAGAGCAUGGAGGUUGGAUCCAAUGGCGAAAAUUCUGAGGAACACAGCUCCCACAACAACCCUUCACCAGUCUUUCCUUCUCAUCUAUGGUGGCGAGGAGGUGAGUCUAAUAUUGGCCAAUUGAAACAACAGGACUGUGCAGAUGGAAAGAGGGACGCUGUCAAAGACAUACGAAAUGGAAAUUCCCCACAGGAACAACAACAAAUGCAGUCUAUCUCCCCUUUGUUGCCUCCAAUGAUGCCAGAAUAUCUCAUGCCUCACACUCAGUUAGAACUUGGCCAAUCAGUUCCAUGUGCAGCAUAUUCAUUCUCUGAUCCAUAUCAUGGUAUGAUUGCAGCCUAUCUGCCUCAGGCUUUGGUGCAUCCUCAAUUAGUCGGAAUUCCACAUGCUCGAAUGCCUUUGCCCUUGGAAAUGGCAGAGGAGCCUGUUUAUGUAAAUGCAAAACAGUAUCAUGGAAUUUUGAGAAGAAGGCAGUCACGUGCCAAGGCUGAACUUGAAAAAAAGAUCGUAAAAUCUAGAAAGCCAUAUCUUCACGAAUCUCGUCACCUGCACGCAAUGAGGAGAGCGAGGGGCUGCGGUGGCCGUUUUCUCAACACGAAGAAAAACGAUGCGGAUUCUUCCAACACUUCAUCAUCUGCUUCUUUUGGUUACGAAGCUCUUCUCUCUAAUACUACAGCAAAUCCAGAUUCUGCAGGCACGAUGAUGCCUGCUCUACAAGGAGUGCUGAAACCUCAUAAACGCAACAGCAACAGUGAUGGCUAUCAGCACAGUUCUGGUUUGCAGUUAUCUCCUUUCCAUGCUAGCCUCGUUGAGAAAAUGGAUGAAGCAGAUUUCUCAGCUCAAAGGAGAGCUGAUCUAUUGCUGAACCAGCCCAAGAAAAGGGCGCUGGCUAUCUAAUGUUUGUAUUAUGGCAUUGCUUAGAGUCACAGUGGUGACUAUAAAACACUAGGGAGAUAGCUCAGAGCUCACUGGUGAAUACUUUGGUUGAAGGCAAUUCAUUCUUGGCUGUGUUUUUUUUUGUUAUCCUCCUCUCUUUUUCCAUCUUUUUACAGUGAGCUGAAGAGCAGAGGAAAUGGUUAUGCAACUGGCGAACUGCCUAACCUCUGCGCCAUCAUCUCCAUGAAGACAAAAAUGUUAAGAGUAGCUGCAUUUGAAUUCCGAUCAAGAAAUUUGAACCCUAAGCCUUUGAUUGUUGUUUCUCAUAGGCUGAAAGUUCUGCAGGUGCUUUUGCAUUAGUGUGAAUUUACUGU
Phalaenopsis equestris is the source of this 1485-nucleotide messenger RNA. RefSeq names its product nuclear transcription factor Y subunit A-9-like. Gene Ontology annotation, molecular function: RNA polymerase II cis-regulatory region sequence-specific DNA binding; DNA-binding transcription factor activity, RNA polymerase II-specific. The record is from RefSeq and is a predicted model, not a curated record. Gene Ontology annotation, cellular component: CCAAT-binding factor complex. The transcript has 7 exons. Bases 242 to 1132 code for a protein of 296 amino acids. NCBI's taxonomy places the organism in Eukaryota, Viridiplantae, Streptophyta, Magnoliopsida, Asparagales, Orchidaceae. Gene Ontology annotation, biological process: regulation of transcription by RNA polymerase II.